Messenger RNA from Mucor velutinosus, 219 nucleotides. RefSeq lists its product as uncharacterized. The coding region runs from base 1 to 219 and encodes 72 amino acids. Lineage: Eukaryota; Fungi; Mucoromycota; Mucoromycetes; Mucorales; Mucoraceae. The transcript has a single exon. The record is from RefSeq and is a predicted model, not a curated record.
AUGUCUGCAUUGCAUCCCAAGAACGAUCAAGAAGCCAAGGCAUUGCAAGAAGAAGGCGUCAAGAAACAAUUAGCACAAUCCACAGAUGCUCAAGAACGCAUUGUGCAUGAUUUGAAAUCCGAUGGAAACACUAAAAAACAAGAUGUGGAAAAGGCAACACAGACCUUGGAUAGUUUGAAGAAGGAGCAAGAGUUGUUAGGACAAAACAACAAGGAUUAA